Molecule: messenger RNA, 671 nt
Organism: Tuber aestivum (summer truffle)
Lineage: Eukaryota; Fungi; Ascomycota; Pezizomycetes; Pezizales; Tuberaceae
Source: the annotation of a GenBank genome assembly
AUGGCUGAACCACCCCGUCUCACCCACGAAGAAGUAUCUCCCCCCUUCCCCUCCCCCGCACAUGCAACUAACAAAGCCCCAGUUCUUCAAAUCCCUAACAACGCUCCUAACAACCGCAACUGCAAAGGAAAAGUCCACCGUAUACCUCACCCAGAAACCCCUCCUCUACCCUUCGGCCUCGACCGCGCCAACCGCAGAAAACCCCCCGCUGUUAAUCCGCGCGACGAACGGCGAUAGUAAGGAUCAACGGAAGAAGGGUGAUAAGCGAGAUGGGAGGACGAAGAUCUCGACGGUCGUGAUGCCGGAUGAGCUUCAGGGUUUCUUUGAAAAGUAUGCAGAGGUGGCGAAGGGUGGGAUGGGAAGUCUGAAAAAGAGGGAUAGGAAGGCGAGGAAAAAGGCUAAAAAGAAGGGGAAGGAGGGGGGGGAGGUGGGAAGGAGGGGUUUGAUCGAUUUGAUGGGAACCUUGUCCGGGGGUGGAAUUAUCACGUUACAUAUUUUGUUCUUUCAUUUUUUUUUUUUGAAAAAAAGAGCUAAAUAAAUGGCGUUUGGUGACCGUUUGCGUGGUCAAUGGUACUGCUGGGGUCUGAUUUGGAUUAUAGGCGGGGGGUUGGAUAUCGCGCGGCGUCUUGAGCGAUGCAGUUUUCGCCUUGAAUUACUGUUGCGUGGAGUAG